Molecule: messenger RNA, 342 nt
Organism: Ogataea angusta
Lineage: Eukaryota; Fungi; Ascomycota; Pichiomycetes; Pichiales; Pichiaceae
Exons: 1
Coding region: 1-342 (113 amino acids)
Source: RefSeq, a predicted model, not a curated record
AUGGCUGGAAAACACCCUCAUUCAGAUAUACGGACCCGAAGUCUACUACUCGAUAAUCUACGAUCUGCGGCCGUUCGAUCGCCGCAACCAGUUGUACUUGCAAUUGUUCGCCCAGAAAACUGCAGAGCUGGUGUUACGCUCGGGGAUCUUGCUCCCGCAGCUUCUGAAUCUUGCAAAGCACAGAAAGCCAGCCAGCUCCACAGCGAUCUUGAGCUACAUAAUCACGCUGGUCUCCAACAUAGUACAGAUAGUCUAUGGAAUUCGGAGCCAGAACGGGUUCAAGGUUGUCGAGUACGCCAUUCAGACAGCACAGGCGGUGCUUGUGGUGUUUCUGAUGCUUAG